CGCCCCUCGCCCCUUGGCAUUCCCGGGCGGGCGGGCGGCGACUCGGCGCGGGCGCCCUCCCGGCCAGUAGUAGCGGCCCCUGCGCACGCCCAGGACCCCCGGCUCGGCGGCGGCGGAGGCCUGCCUCACUCCACCUGGAACCAUGAAUGAGGCCCGCAGGGACAGCACAAGCAGUUUGCAGCGCAAGAAGCCACCCUGGCUAAAGCUAGACAUCCCAGCUGUGGUACCCCAGGCAACAGAGGAACCCGGCUUCCUGCAGCCCUUAAGACGCCAGGCUUUCCUGCGGAGUGUGAGCAUGCCUGCUGAGACAGCCCAUGUGUCUUCACCCUACCAUGAGCCCCGGCGUCCUGUGCUGCAGCGGCAAACAUCCAUCACACAGACGAUCCGCAGGGGCACAGCUGAUUGGUUCGGAGUCAGCAAAGACAGUGACAGUACCCAGAAGUGGCAACGCAAAAGCAUCCGUCACUGCAGCCAGCGAUAUGGGAAACUGAAGCCUCAGGUCAUCCGGGAACUGGACCUACCCAGCCAGGACAAUGUGUCUCUGACCAGUACUGAGACACCACCUCCACUAUAUGUGGGGCCAUGCCAGCUGGGCAUGCAGAAGAUCAUAGACCCUCUUGCCCGGGGCCGGGCUUUCCGCAUGGCAGAUGACACUGCUGAUGGCCUGAGUGCUCCACACACCCCUGUCACGCCUGGUGCUGCCUCCCUCUGCUCCUUCUCCAGUUCCCGCUCAGGUUUCAACCGGCUCCCUCGGAGACGCAAGCGUGAGUCUGUGGCCAAAAUGAGCUUCCGGGCAGCCGCAGCACUAGUAAAGGGCCGCUCUGUUAGGGAUGGAACAUUGCGCCGCACACAGCGCCGAAGCUUUACUCCUGCCAGCUUCCUCGAGGAGGAUACAGUGGACUUCCCUGAUGAGCUGGACACAUCCUUCUUUGCCCGGGAAGGUGUCCUCCACGAGGAGCUGUCCACAUACCCAGAUGAAGUGUUUGAAUCCCCAUCAGAGGCAGCGCUGAAGGACUGGGAGAAAGCCCCUGAGCAGCCUGACCUCACGGGUGGGGCCCUGGACCGAAGUGAGCUGGAGCGCAGCCACUUGAUGCUGCCCCUGGAGCGGGGCUGGCGGAAGCAAAAGGAGGGCGGCACAGCGGCCACACAGCCCAAGGUGCGGCUUCGACAGGAGGUGGUGACCCCUGCGGGGCCACGAAGGGGCCAGCGCAUCGCUGUGCCCGUGCGGAAGCUCUUUGCCCGCGAGAAGCGGCCGUACGGGCUGGGCAUGGUGGGGCGCCUCACCAACCGCACCUACCGCAAGCGCAUCGACAGCUACGUCAAGCGCCAGAUCGAGGACAUGGACGACCACAGGCCCUUCUUCACCUACUGGCUCACCUUCGUGCACUCGCUCGUCACCAUUCUAGCCGUGUGCAUCUAUGGCAUCGCGCCCGUUGGCUUCUCGCAACAUGAGACCGUGGACUCGGUGUUGCGGAACCGGGGCGUUUACGAGAAUGUCAAGUACGUGCAGCAGGAGAACUUCUGGAUCGGCCCCAGCUCGGAGGCCCUCAUUCACCUGGGUGCCAAGUUUUCGCCUUGCAUGCGCCAGGAUCCGCAGGUGCACAGCUUCAUCAGCGCGGCCCGUGAGCGGGAGAAGCACUCUGCCUGCUGUGUGCGCAAUGAUCAGUCGGGCUGCGUGCAGACCUCAGAGGAGGAGUGCUCGUCCACGUUGGCAGUAUGGGUGAAAUGGCCCAGGCAUCCCAGCACCCCAGACCUUGCUGGUAACAAGAGGCAAUUUGGCUCUGUCUGUCACCAAGAUCCCAGGGUAUGUGAUGAGCCUUCCUCUGAGGAUCCCCACGAAUGGCCAGAAGACAUCACCAAGUGGCCGAUCUGCACCAAAAACAGUGCUGGGAACCACACCAAUCAUCCUCACAUGGACUGUGUCAUAACAGGCCGGCCUUGCUGCAUUGGCACCAAGGGCAGGUGUGAAAUCACCUCCCGGGAGUACUGUGACUUCAUGAGAGGCUACUUCCAUGAGGAAGCCACACUCUGCUCUCAGGUGCAUUGCAUGGAUGAUGUGUGUGGUCUCCUGCCUUUCCUCAACCCCGAGGUGCCUGACCAGUUCUACCGCCUAUGGCUGUCCCUCUUCCUACAUGCUGGGCAAGUGAAACUGGGCUGGGCAGGGGGUCUCAGGGACCCCAGAAGUGGUUGGCUGGUGGUGGUGAAGCCAUUAUCCCUGCUGAGUGGCUCCCAAACUAGCCCUCCUGCUGCCCACAGGAUCCUGCAUUGCCUGGUGUCUGUCUGCUUCCAGAUGACUGUUUUACGUGACCUGGAAAAGCUGGCAGGCUGGCACCGCAUAGCCAUCAUCUAUCUGCUGAGUGGUGUCACCGGCAACCUGGCUAGUGCCAUCUUCCUGCCAUACAGGGCAGAGGUGGGCCCAGCCGGUUCACAGUUUGGCAUCCUGGCCUGCCUCUUCGUGGAGCUCUUCCAGAGCUGGCAGAUCCUAGCACGGCCCUGGCGUGCUUUCUUCAAGCUGUUGGCUGUGGUGCUCUUCCUCUUCGCCUUCGGGCUGCUGCCCUGGAUCGACAACUUCGCCCACAUCUCGGGCUUCAUCAGUGGCCUCUUCCUCUCCUUUGCCUUCCUGCCCUACAUCAGCUUCGGCAAGUUUGACCUAUACCGCAAACGCUGCCAGAUCAUCAUCUUCCAGGCAGUCUUCCUGGGCCUGCUGGCUGGCCUGGUGAUUCUCUUCUACUUCUAUCCCGUCCGCUGUGAGUGGUGCGAGUUCCUCACCUGCAUCCCCUUCACCGACAAGUUCUGUGAGAAGUAUGAGCUGGAUGCUCAGCUCCACUGAGCUGGCUGUGGGUACUGGUGGCUGUGACCACCUUUAGCCUCAGGCGUGCAGGACUCCCUCAUCUAUAUGGGGACUUGCAUCUUCUGAACACAGACCUCUUGUGCCUUGUUCAUUUUUGUUGAACCCUUUAUACUGCUGGGCAUUUAUUACACUAAUUCCCAUGAUAAUCUUCUAACUAGUCCCUUGACGACCACUGUAUGUGGCCAAUAAAAUGACUGGGAGCGUUUUAGCUGCCACUAAAUUGA
Molecule: messenger RNA, 3075 nt
Organism: Octodon degus (degu)
Lineage: Eukaryota; Metazoa; Chordata; Mammalia; Rodentia; Octodontidae
Gene: Rhbdf1
Product: rhomboid 5 homolog 1
Exons: 17
Coding region: 143-2830 (895 amino acids)
Biological process (GO): regulation of epidermal growth factor receptor signaling pathway; regulation of protein secretion
Cellular component (GO): endoplasmic reticulum membrane
Molecular function (GO): serine-type endopeptidase activity
Source: RefSeq, a predicted model, not a curated record